AAUACACUGUUUACAUCAGUGCGAUCACAUGACCUUAACACUGCCCUGCUGAUCAGAGCUCUCGCUUUACAUCCCGCCUACAGGUAGGCAAUCGGUUAGCUCGGAUUUGUGAAUUUCUGCUUUGAUUGGCAGUCCGACAAUACUGCCUUGCUACAAUUUAUUUUUCUACAGUUACAGCUGCCGCCCGGCACCUGCUUUUCGCUAUUAACAGAAAAAAAAUGCUGUACAUAUAAUGUGAUUGCUCCCGCGGCGCCGCGGACCACAGUUUAGGAACCCCUGGACUACAAACAGUAAACAAGAUAGCACAUGAUUUCCCAGAAGAACCUCUCUCGCGCGUACAGCGCCCUCUGCUGCAUUUAGCGUUUAACACCAAAAAGCUUUAGUGUAAGGCAGACUCGCCUCUUCUGUAGCGCUCCGUACUAAAAUUAACAGCUUAUUUUCUAUUUUCUUUCACCAAUACAAAACUACGACUGCUAAUUAAUAAUUAAAAAUGCAACGUAAUCGCUUAUAUAGCAAUGGGAGUCAAGCCAAAUAUAAUCUAUAAACGUCACUUCCGUAGAUAAAACGAAACUUAUAUUUUUAUAGACUACUUCUUUAUAACAACCGUAUAGGCGGUGGCUGAAAACCAAAAAAUAAACUGUGGUUAUUCUUUGUUUUGACCUGAAUUGCAAGAUGUACCUAACCACUAUUUUGGCAGUGUUGGUCUACGUUCUGUUAGAUAUAGGUUCUGCUCAGCUGAAUUUAAUUACAGCUAAUCAAACUUCUCACCAGUGUAAGGUAUUACUGAAUUGUAAGGUCACAAAUCUGAUCAGAAACGAUUCCAGGCUGAUGAUUCUUCAGUGGAAGUUUAAUGGAGAGAGGAUCUACUAUUUUGAUGCUGAAACAACAGUAAAGGAUACCAAUGUAGUAAAAGAUAUAUCAGAAUUAGGACGUGGAGAUGCUUCUCUGUGGAUAGAAAAACCUCGCAGUGGAACAUACACGUGUUUAGUAACUGAGUUAAAUACAUCGGGGCAGUCAAAGUUUUAUCUGGAAGCGAAGUUGUUAUUAUUUCCUACAGCAGCAUUUGCAGCCUACUGCAUAUUGUAUUCUGGGAUUCUGCUUUGUGUCAUUAUUCAGAUGGCCAUUUCAUGUAUACGUAAACAUCAGAACUAUGUUAUUGGUAUUUGUCUUGUGCUCGCUGGAGUAGUUCUGAUAAUCUUAGGCUUAUGUCUUCUUUUUUAUGGGGUGUCUGUGAACAUGACCAUCAAAAGUAACACUGGAUUUGGAAUACAUGUUUUUACUCUUUUGAUUGUAAUAAUAAUUCAGUUUUUUUUCUUAAGAGUGAUUGCAAAGUCUUUUAAACCUAGAGUCACAGUAGUCUGUGCUGCGUUCAAAAUUGUUGGCUUUAUUAUCGCAGUUGUUGGAUUCUUUAUUUCAGUUGCCACCAAAGACUGCACGACACAAAACAACUCCUAUGAUUCUGUCAUUGGUGGGUUGGUUAUCUUUCUAAUUGGAGUAAUUGGUGACAUGGUUUUAUGGAUUAAGGGUCAAGAGACGUCUAUUGACAUCAAUAAAGACAGAUCAAAAGAGGGAGAACAACUUAAUGAUGUUAAGGUGAAUGGUCACGGCACAGAAGAGAAUUAAGACUUGUCAUUCCUCGUCCACACUGAAUUCAAGAUCCUGUUUCAUAAGACAUAAAAAACUAUAGUUGAAAUAGGGAACAAAAUCUGGAGACAACUUUUAACAUUAUAUUUUUAUUUUAUUUUUGUUUGUAAAUGUGGUAGACAUAUAGAAAAAGCUAACUGGUGGCAGAUAGUGAAAUGGUGAAGUCACUUGGGAUCAGUUGACUAUUUGUGUGAAUGUUUCAGGCUUCCUGUCGGUUCCCUAACAGCCGUUUUAUGCAAAUUCAUAUCACCAUUUUGCUAUCUGCUGACAGUUUGUUAAAUGCCUUCUCAGUUAUUUAGGUGACUGGUUAUAUAUAUAUAUAUAUAUAACCAGUCACUUAAAUAUAUAUAUGUUUAUGUAUAUACUGUUUUUAAACAUGAUAGGAACCCAUUUUAACCAUACUGUUAAAAUGAUUGAUUCCUUUUUAAUUUCUUAGUGUCAAGCACCAAAUUCUUCUUCUUUUUUUAUUUGGUUUAAAACCAUUUUGUUACCAAAAAAGCUGUUCUUUGAAAGUGUUUUGAAAGAGAAAAUGUUUAGCUGUGUUUUUCAACCUGUCUGGCUUUAAUCACAUAAAAGGCUAUAUUUUAAAGCAUUGUUACCCUAAUAACUAUAAUCAUUAUUGCUAUGUGCUUUAAAAAGGCUUUGGCAUAUGUUGUGGUGGUGCUUUGUGAGAAAAAAAAUUCUCUGAUAAAACAGAAUGCAUAUUAUGUUCAUAUAUCUUAAACUGCUUUUGUGGAACUUAAAACAAAAUGAACUGCUUUCUGUAUAGAGAAAUACUAAAGUAAACUUUGUAAAUUCAGUGUCUUAUAGUAAAAGGAAUGGCAAUAAUAUAGUUUAUAUAUAUAUAUAUAUAUAUAUAUAUAUAUAUAUAUAUAUAUAUAUAUAUAUAUAUAUAUAUAUAUGUGUGUGCACGUGUAAAUAGUGUCAUGUGUUGUUGUGUAAUUAAAGUUUAAAUAUUUGAACACUGUAAAUUAUGGUUAAUGCCAUUCCUACCAAACAUGUGUGGAAUGUGGCUUGGUCUUGAUUGAAUAAUUGGUCAUCAAUCAAGCCCCAGCCACAUGGAAUAUAAAGAGAUCCUUUGUUUGGGAGUUAGUUUAGGGAACAGGCUGAGAGCAGUAGGUUGUGCUUACAGAUGAGGCACCGAGAUGGCACAGUUUGGGUCCGGUCUUGAUUUGUGUUUGUUUAAAUCUUUUGUUUGUUUUUGUUUCUGUUUUGCUAAUAAAAGUGCACAUGUUUUAUAUA
Molecule: messenger RNA, 2886 nt
Organism: Acipenser ruthenus (sterlet)
Lineage: Eukaryota; Metazoa; Chordata; Actinopteri; Acipenseriformes; Acipenseridae
Product: leukocyte surface antigen CD47-like
Exons: 10
Coding region: 673-1623 (316 amino acids)
Biological process (GO): positive regulation of inflammatory response; positive regulation of cell-cell adhesion; positive regulation of phagocytosis
Cellular component (GO): plasma membrane; extracellular exosome
Molecular function (GO): thrombospondin receptor activity
Source: RefSeq, a predicted model, not a curated record